AUGUCCUCCCAGCUCGCUGCAUUCCGUGUCCCCGUCAUUGACAAUGAGCCCAUGCGCGCCUAUGCCGCCGGCUCCUCCGACCGUGCUGGCCUCGAAGCCGCCGUCAAGAAGAUGAUCUCCCAAGCCCCCUUCGAGAUCCCCUGCAUCGUCGACGGCAAGCCCGUCAAGACUGGCGACAUCCAGUCCCAGCCUAUGCCCCACGACCACGCCAACAACCUAUGCACCUACCACGCCGCCACCCCCGAGAUCGUCAAGAAUGCCAUCGAGAGCUCGCUGCGCGCCAAGUCCCAGUGGGAGGAGAUGCCGUGGGCGGACCGCGCUGCCAUCUUCUUGAAGGCCGCGGACCUCAUUGCUGGCAAGUACAGGUUUGAGAUCAUGGCGGCAACCAUGCUGGGUCAGGGAAAGAACGCUUGGCAGGCUGAGAUUGACGCUGCUGCGGAGCUCGUCGACUUCUUCCGGUUCAGUGUCAAGUACGUCGAGGAGCUGUACGCCCAGCAACCUCCUCGCAACUCUGCCGGUACCUGGAACCGCACGGAGUUCCGCCCCCUCGAAGGCUUCGUCCUCGCCGUCACCCCCUUCAACUUCACCGCUAUCGGCGGUAACCUAGUCGGCGCUCCCGUCAUCGUCGGCAACGUCUGUGUCUGGAAGCCCUCUCCCAUGGCCACCUACUCCAACUUCCUCAUCCACAAGAUCCUGCUCGAGGCUGGUCUUCCCCCAUCCGUCAUCCAGUUCGUGCCCGGAAACCCCCCAGAGAUCGUCCAGCAGUGCAUCGACCACCCGAAAUUCGCCGGUCUCCACUUUACGGGCUCGACCCAGGUGUUCCGGAGUCUCUGGAAGAAGAUUGCCAACAACCUGGACGUGUACAAAGGGUAUCCCCGCGUCGUCGGAGAGACUGGCGGUAAGAACUUCCACUUGUACCACCCCUCGGCAGACAUCCAGUCCGGCGUCGUCCAGGCCAUCCGGUCCGCAUUCGAGUACUCUGGCCAAAAGUGCUCUGCGCUCUCCCGCGUCUACGUCCCCCGCUCAAUGUGGGAGAAUGGAUUCCGGGACCAGCUCAAAUCCCAAGUCGACAGCAUCACUAUCGGCCCCUGUACCGCCUUCAACCACUUUACCGGACCCGUCAUUGGCCGGCCCGCGUUCGACAAGAUCUCAGGCAUCAUCACCAAGGCCAAGGAGGCGGGCGGGGAGGUUCUGGCCGGUGGGACAUGGGACGACUCGAAGGGGUUCUUCAUCCAGCCCACCGUCAUCGUCACCAAGGACCCCAAGUCGGUGACCAUGACCGAGGAGAUCUUCGGUCCCGUCAUGACCGUCUACGUGUACGAGGACGCCGAGUAUGAGCAGACGUGCGAGCUCAUCGACACCACUACCGACUAUGCGCUCACCGGAGCCAUCUUCGGCGUGGACCGCGCUGCUCUCCAGCGCGCGGCUCACCUCCUCCGCAACUCGGCUGGUAACUUUUACAUCAACGACAAGUGCACCGGCGCGGUCGUCGGGCAGCAGCCGUUCGGUGGGGCUAGGGCGAGCGGGACCAACGACAAGUCUGGGUCUAUUUCCAUCUUUUACCGGUUCAUUUCCGCACGAUCGAUCAAGGAGAACUUUGUCGCUCCAACAGAAUUCCACUACCCCUCCAACCUGCUCGAAUAG
Molecule: messenger RNA, 1644 nt
Organism: Dioszegia hungarica
Lineage: Eukaryota; Fungi; Basidiomycota; Tremellomycetes; Tremellales; Bulleribasidiaceae
Product: putative delta-1-pyrroline-5-carboxylate dehydrogenase mitochondrial precursor
Exons: 6
Coding region: 1-1644 (547 amino acids)
Cellular component (GO): mitochondrial matrix
Molecular function (GO): L-glutamate gamma-semialdehyde dehydrogenase (NAD+) activity
Source: RefSeq, a predicted model, not a curated record